Molecule: messenger RNA, 2558 nt
Organism: Oncorhynchus tshawytscha (Chinook salmon)
Lineage: Eukaryota; Metazoa; Chordata; Actinopteri; Salmoniformes; Salmonidae
Product: nuclear factor of activated T-cells, cytoplasmic 3-like
Exons: 9
Coding region: 387-2558 (723 amino acids)
Biological process (GO): regulation of transcription by RNA polymerase II; cytokine production; calcineurin-NFAT signaling cascade
Cellular component (GO): transcription regulator complex
Molecular function (GO): RNA polymerase II cis-regulatory region sequence-specific DNA binding; transcription factor binding; DNA-binding transcription factor activity, RNA polymerase II-specific
Source: RefSeq, a predicted model, not a curated record
UAGUAAAAGUUGGGAUAGAAGGCGCUCCAGUGAGAGUCAGUUUCACCGACAACCUUGUCUGUCUUGUUGACACCAAACAGCGAUAAAUCUAUUUAACGUUCGCAAGUACAAAAUAUUAGACUCGCUGUAGGACAAUCAAAAGUUGAACAAGCAUUUUAUUACCAAACCUCGCUGGGGAGAAAGAAUCAUUUUUGGAUAUCUGAUCAAGGAAGAAAAACUAGUUCACGCCGUUCGCGGGUCUAUUGCUCGCUACAAUUUUGAUUUGCUAAAUUAAACAAGUUUUGUUGUUUCAGUUAACGUUAGUUCUGUAAAUGUUGUGACAUUUAAAAUAGUAUUUUGCAUUAGCCGUCGUUCGUGUGACGGGUGAACCCGAGCUGUCAACCCCGAUGACUACUGCAAAUUGCACUGGUAAUGAGGAGCUGGACUUCAGGCUGAUCUUCGGAGAGGACGGUCAACAGCAGUCGCUAGGCCCCGCAGAUCUGGAGCCUGACGACAAUACGUCGUUCUACAUCCUCAAUGUGGGCCAGCAGUCCGUGGUCAACAACCAGUCUAUGGGUCAGUCUCGCAAUGGCAGCAUGCAGCCUCACUCCCACUCCCAAGUCAUCAGCUCCUCCCCCCAUCAGCGCCUGCAGUCCCACAAGGUGUUCGACCCCAACUAUGAGGUCCAGGACAAUGUCAAUAAAAACAAAUCCAGCCCUGCAGGUGGGGGUGGGGGGCCUCCCAAAGCCUUUGAGUGUCCUAGCAUCCAGAUCACCUCUAUCUCCCCCAGCUGUCAGCAGGAGAUGGACGCUAACGAGGACAAUCUUAGAGGUAAUGAUGGGGACUACCACCAUGGGGACCGGCCCCUGUCCAGGGACCACCUGUACCUGCCCUUAGACCACUCAUACCGGGACUCAACUCUCAGCCCGUCCCCCUGCAGCUCCCUGUCCUCCAGGAGCUGGUUCUCAGACGCCUCGUCCUGCGAGUCCUUCUCCCACGUGUACGAUGACGUGGACUCUGAGCUGAACGAAGCGGCCGCAAGGUUUACCCUGGGGUCUCCCCGCACCUCCCCUGGCUGCUCCCCUCACCCUGGGGUCCUGGAGGAGGGUCUGUGGGCUGGGCAUCAGCACCACCACCCUGCCUUUCACCACUCCCUGUCCCCCCGAGUCUCCCCCUGCCACUCCCCACGCACCUCCGUCACCGACGAGAACUGGCUGAGCCCCCGGCCGCCGUCCCGCUCCUCCUCACGCCCCACCUCACCUUGCGGGAAAAGACGCCACUCCAGCGCAGACAUCUGCUACCCGGUGGGCUCCGUGUCCCCACACCACUCCCCGAUCCCCACCCCCGAGCCGUCCCCAAGGGGCAGCGUGACAGAGGACACCUGGAUAGGAAGCCCCUCCAUGGGCAUGUUCCAGUGCUGCCCUUCCGAGGCAGACAUCCCCUCCAAGACUAGGAAGACUUCCCAGGACCGGACAUGCUCCAUUGGGGGGAAGGGGGACCUGGGCCUGGACGACUCUGGGAACGGGUCCCCCCUCAUGGAUUCUCCCUCGGAAGACACCUUGCACUCCCUGAAGAAGGACGGGCCAGGGGAACAGUUUCUCUCAGUGCCCUCACAUUUCACAUGGAACAAACCCAAACCAGGAAACACACCCAUCUUCAGGACCUCUUCCCUACCCCCCCUGGACUGGCCCCUGCCCCACCUGUUUGGCCAGUACGAGCUGAAGGUUGAGGUGCACCCCAAGGCCCACCACCGAGCACACUACGAGACGGAGGGAAGCAGAGGGGCGAUCAAAGCUGCAUCAGGUGGUCAUCCUGUUGUCAAGCUGAUGGGCUACAACGAGAAGCCUGUCAACCUACAGAUGUUCAUCGGCACGGCAGACGACCGCUACCUCAGACCUCACGCUUUCUACCAGGUGCAUCGGAUCACUGGGAAAACGGUGGCCACCGCCAGCCAGGAGAUCAUCAUCUCCAGCACCAAAGUUCUCGAGAUUCCUCUGCUUCCCGAAAACAAUAUGUCUGCCAGUAUUGACUGUGCUGGCAUCCUGAAGCUGCGGAACUCAGACAUUGAGCUGCGGAAGGGGGAGACUGAUAUCGGGCGGAAGAACACGCGUGUGCGAGUGGUGUUUCGUGUUCACAUUCCCCAGCCCAAUGGGAAGGUUCUCUCUCUGCAGGCUGCAUCCAUCCCUGUGGAGUGUUCCCAGCGUUCGGCCCAGGAGCUUCCCCAGGUAGAGAAGGCCAGUCUGACCGGCUGUCUGGUCAGCGGGGGAGAGGAGAUGGUCAUCACAGGAUCCAACUUCUUCCCCGAAUCAAAGGUCAUAUUCCUGGAGAAGGGCCCUGAUGGACGACCCCAGUGGGAAGUGGAGGCGAAAAUCAUCCGUGAGAAAAGUCAAGGAUCGAGCGUUGUAGUGGAGGUCCCUCCCUACCACAGUAAGACCGUGACCUCGGCUGUUCAGGUGCAGUUCUACGUGUGUAACGGCAAACGGAAAAGGAGCCAAUCACAACGCUUCACUUACCUGUCAGUGAAUGAGAUCAUCGGCAGAGACAUGUCCCAGUCCCCUGGUGGCGGUGCCCAGUCGUAG